UUUUUACGUACACCCUGAAUGUUGACAGAGAUUUGAAUGUACAUGAACAAAGACGCUGGCUGUGUAGCGUCACUACUCUAAAUAUUGUGUGUUAGGAUCAGUGUGCGAGGAGUGAUUAGACACAAUCGUACAAAUGUAAAACUUAUCUCUCUCUUUUGGAAGUCUUGCUUUCUGAUUUACCUACCCUGGUGACACAAAAGAAUUUUUUCUACGAUUUAAAUUAAGUGUUAUAUUGAUGUGACAGCUUGUUUGCUUUACAUAAGAAUUUUACAUUUUUAAAGCAUUCCAAACAAAACAGCUCAGUUCCGAGUGCAGAACUGAGUAUCAUGAACAAUGUGAUAAAUGUCCCUAGAACCAUUUCUCUUCCUUUAAGAAAUAUUUUUAAUGCAAUCAUUACACUAGAAAAGACAAAGAGUCAUCUAUAGAUAGAACCAGUGUAUUUUUAAAGGUAAAUAAAUAUUAUAUUUUUCAAAACCUCGAGUCAGUACUGUGUAACAAACAGACAGUUAGGAACUCGGAAUUUGACUCGGCGAAUUUAGUCUGAAUGCAAUUACUGUGUCAUUCAUGUUAAAACUAAUUCCAUAUAACGAGAACUGUUUCAAAAUAAUUUCCUAAAAGUAUCGGUAAUUUGUUUAUUACCUAGCAAUGACAGCAUUGUAUCUCAUUACCAUGAAUGAAGCAUCAAAUGAAAGUUGUUAAAAUUCUCUAGUUACCUCUUCAUUGAGGUAUUUUCCUAAUAUCAUAUUACUGGUCUCCAUAGUGUUACACUUUGCCUAAUGAUAAUACUUGUAUGUUCUAUAUAUGAUGUAUAUAUCUUCUAUAUAUUCAGAAGCAAAAUGUUUUUAAAUCUAUUUUGUUUUUGUGCCUUGAACAUGUUUAUUUUCAUAUUAGUUAGAUGGUUCAUUUUAUACUAGUUUUAAGAGUUCAUUGAAUGAUCUAUCCAUCUUGCUAUUAUUUCCAUAAAGAUUGAUCAUUAUAUUGGGCUGAACAAAAACUAUGUUUGUCCAAGGUGUUCAUAAUGCACUGAUAACAAUAAAGAUAUAAAGUUGAUGAAAAAUCUUUAGGCUGAUCACAUUUAAAUCAUAUAACAAACAUUUUUUUCAGCCUCAUAAGAAAUAGACUAAAAUAUUCUGUUUUUAUACCCCCUGCAAACAAAGUUUACAUGGAACUUGUAUUCAAUUUUACUACAAUACAAAACAUCAAAAAUUUAUCAAAUAUGGAUGCAGAAUUGCAGAAUUGAUAACGAUAUUCUGUCUAAACCUUCCAUAGGUUAAUAUGUUGACAUAUUUAUUUUGAAUAUCUUUAUCAUCAUAUUGAGAAGCAACGAAAGAGAUUGAGAUUGAAAGAUCAAAUACAUAUUGUUGUAUCAUCAGGAAAUGAGAUUGCAAGAUAUCUGUUGUGAAACAGGUUAUUAUCUGCGCUAGAGUUGCAGUGGGGAUAAAUUAAUGUUCAUGUGUAUGUUGGUGUAUGUGCAAAUUACCUUGUGGACAGGAUUUAGACGAAACCAUAGCACUAGGGUGUCAUCAAACAUUGCACAUUUGUUCCCCAUGGUCAGUUAGUCAACCUUAUUAAUUUUCAAGGACAGAGGUCAAGGAUGCUGGAUUGAUGUAUUCAAUAUUUGGGUCAACUGUUGAUUUGUUAAUUCUCUGAUAAAUGAUUAUGACAACCUUAUUAAUUUUCAAGGUCAAGGAUGCUGAAUUGAUGUAUUCCAUAUCUUGGUCACCUGUGGUUUGUUAAUUCUCUGAUAAAUGAUUAUGACAGUACAUUACUGCCGGGGAAUGCUCUGUUUUGUCAGUAAGUGGUAGUCGGUAGAAGUAAGCUCAGAUAUAAAGCUUUAUGUGCAUAUUCAAGGAUUUAUCCAGCUUUUCACCAUACAUUCAGGUACAACAGUAAGAAUUUCUAAGCACACAUAAAGGUGGAAGUGUUCAUUUUUAUGCCCCCGCAAUUGGAAGUUCAGGGGCGUAUAGUUUUUGGUCUGUUGAUCUGUUGUUCCGCAAAAACUUUAACCUUGGUCAUAACUUUUGAAUUGUUAGUGCAAGGACUCUCAUAUUUCUCAUGUGUAUUCCUUGUGACAAGGCCUUUUUUUGUGUACCAAAGGUUUGGAUCUCGUGACCUUUUUUGAAAAACUUUAAACCUUGGCCAUUAUCAACUUUGCUGCCAUACAGAGGUGGGGGUUGGGUCAGUGUUUAAUAAAUAUAUAUUGUUUUCAUGUGCUGACAAAUGGACAACCUUGACAUCAGUGUUUAUGAAAUACCUCCGUCAAUCGACACCAGUAGUUCAUCAUAAAUGAGCUAUUGCAUGAACUUUUAUUUUCUUAUUUAAAAUCAAACUUAUAUUGAGUCUUUCUUUUGGUUGUUUUGUUGACACUUUCAUUAUUCUCUCAAGCUGUAGCCCCUCUCACAAAAAAAUCUUACUAUUUUUAAAGAUGAAAAUUUUAAAAGCGUAUUCUUCUCGUAUAUUUAUGAACGAGCAAAAUACGUAAUUUUACUCAUUGGUGUUGUUGCACUCAUUUGAGUAUAAGGCAGAGAUAAACAGAUAUCAUAUGAUUUUUAUAAAAAGGAUCUUCAUGGGGUGGUUUUGCAGUUGUUCUCAAUAUCCUCUAAAUGUGAAAACAACCUCUGGAACAUCAUCAAUGGUGGCUAUUUGAUACAUGAAAGGGCAGUUCUCAUCUAAGCGAAUGGUAUUUCACAUUUUGUUAUAGUUUUAACAUUGAUUAUGAGUAAAAGUGAAAUCAUGAUUUUAUCAGCAUUGUCACCUUGUACAUUGCAGGAAAACCUCAAGUGGAGUGAUUCAGUCUUUUAUAGAUCUAAAUUGUUUGCAUCCUUCAGUGUGUCAUUGUAAAAUGUUUUAUAGUACUUUUACAAAAAGUGGUUAGUAGUGAGGGGUGCAGUGCUUGCAUAAACAUGACUGAAAUAUUAAAAAUCCUGGUAAUGCCCAAAGAAUUUAGAAUGGUCGGGUCAAGCCACUUGUGGAGAUGCCACUUGACACUAUGAGCAACAUUAAAUGUUAUAAAGUCUUGCUUUUUCUAAAUGUUUAAAACAAGUUGAGCCUUGAAACUUUGACAAAUUAUUUAAAUGAAAAUAGAUGUGGUUGAAGGAUUGGAUAAAAAUGCUUCAACUUUAAGUAUAGUUAUUAUGGAAAAUGUGACUUACUGGAAAUAGAUUAGAAUAAAAUGAUCAGUUGUCAUGGUAAUUGAGGUGACUGUCCAGAUAGAAGUGACAAUAAAAUACAGGGUAGUCGUCUUUGGCUGUGCACUCAGGCUUGGGGAGUUUCUUCCACGAUGAGAAUAUUAACAAGAUGGAAAUCGGAUGGAAAGUCUCCAUUGCAGUAAAGUCGGCUUAUUUGCAAGGCAUGGAGUGGAAGCUGAAUUCAAAAGUACACAAUAAAAUGGGGGUUUCAAUUGAUUUGUGAGCCAUUUUGUAAUAAUUUCACAAAAUCAUUAAAAAUAUUGAUUGUAUUUUGGGGUUUCCUGUGCAGAAAAAGUGGGAUUAUGUGUUAUGACAUUUAUCAGGCUUUGGUUUACAGCAUAGAUUUAAUCAUUCCAUUUUACGUGCAUUCAAAUUUAUUUAAAUGGUGCACAUCAAAAUUCUACAGAUAUUGAAAACUUGGCAGCUUUGUAGACUUCUCUUUCAAAGAAAAAGAAAAAUAUCUAAUUGUAAUGAAUCACACUCAGGUUUUAAUUACGACUACUUAAUUCACAGACAAAAGAGGAAAAUUUUCAUCUUAGUAUGUGAUAUUGAUGGAGUUUUAGUGUGUAAGCCAUUAUGAGGUUUCCUUUUCACCCCAUCAGAUAAUUAACAAUCAGUAUGUAUUUGAUUUAGGUCAAAUUUAUGUAAAUUGAGUCUUUGUAGUGAAGGUACAUAUUAGUGUUCUAGUUCUAUGUGAAUGCUUUCUAAAGAAAUGCACUUCCUUUCUACACUGACAACUCCAAGUCUCCUAGUUAAUUAAUCAAACAAUAUUCUUCUUAUGAUGCGAGUUGAUGUGUUGAAAUCAAAUAAAACAUUGAUUACAAUCAGAUCAACAAAGCCGAAAUGAAAACAGUUUUUCCUAGACAAAUUAAAAUAAUAAUACAUCACUUAGGAGUGAAAUUCGAAGUGCUUAAUCAAUGAUCAUCUUUUAUGAGCUUUAGUAGUUGCUUUUGACUAGACAAUAGUUAUUGGCUCUAGUUGGGGUGAUGUGAGAGAAAUUAGUAUUGUUCACAGCCUGCUGUAUAGACAAUGUACACAGACAGGUAAACUCUGGCCUCUUGGUGUUGAUUACCUGUGUUUACCUGUAUUUACCUUGGACGCUGACGAGGAAAUCUCAGGACUGCUACAAUCAUCAACUCUCUUCUCAGUCUGCAUUGAUGUAGAAAUCAAUUACAAGACUCUAUUUGUCUUCCUUAAUCCUAGUUUUAGCAUAUUGAUAGCUCUAAGGAGAGAUUUGUCUGAUUUAAUUGCUGAUGUACGGAUUGGAACACGGUGGAGUCAGAUAAAACUUUUGACAUGUUUUGAUAUGUGAUUCACGCAGUACUUAACAUGUUAGUGAAAUACAUCAGCACAGCAAGCAGCAGAAAAGGGUCUGUCUGAACCCCUUUGGAAUGAAUUAAAAAAAUACAGGAUCUGAGAAACAGCUCAUUUAAUAGGUGAACUUGGUAUUUUGAAGCUGAUAUUUUUCUGCUGAUAAAAAAAAACCCACCUUAGGUGGAUGGAAAUCAAACUUGCAAUGAUAAACAGUUGCAAGAUAAAUUUUUUAAUUGAACUAUACAUUUCAACCUAACAAAUAAUUUCAGGCAUUGUACAUGAUGACAAAUGUAUUUUAGGACACUGGAAGAUAUUUCAGAUUUCAGGCUUCAAAUUUGCUGUAGUUCAUAGACUUUAACAAAAAUUCACAGUACACCUCCAGAAACACGUCUCCAAGGUAAACCUUAGCAUUAAGCAUGGGACAAUAAGAUAGGUAAAUCAUUGUGUUCAAUUGUGUGGAACCCAGUCCCUGUUGUAAGACUAAUGGUCAUCUGUCCAUUUAGCUGAGAACGACACAAAGGUGCCCCAGGAUUUCUUGUCUUCUGUCUUGUUAGUGACCAGGUAAAAAAAAAAUUACACCUGAAUGUAUGGUUAACUUUAAGACAGUGCAGCAAGUUAACAAAAGAGAUGGCCACUUCACCGAGUUCAAAAGUCACCCACAGAAAACAUUUUCCCAUGCCAGGAGAUCUGUGUACAUAAUGAUACUAAAUCUGAAUUCAGUGUAGAUGAAAUGAAAAUGUACCAAGUUAUGAAAAGAUGACAUACAACAGAACGUCAGAAGAUUGAAAUUUAGGUUCAAUUUUUUUUUAUUAACUUGAAGUAAAAUGGAAAUAAUAUGUUGUUAAAGACUGAGUAAAUAUGAUUAAGGCAUGAUAGAUAUUAAUAGCUUGACAGUUCAAUAAAUAAAUAAUUAUACAACAACUAGUAUGACAUAACAUUUCCCUGCUGGAGCCCCACUACAGCUCCCUAUUAUUAUAUUUUAUGGUUAGUCACACACAAACCAUUGAGAAGGCCCCCUGAAUGGUUGGCUGGCUAACGCAGGGCUCCCAUAGAAAAACAUUUCCCAUCAUACUGCACACAACAGAGAAAAACAUUCUCUACAUCCAUUCUACAACCAUGUGACCAAAAUCUCUUUAAUACCUAUUUGUCAGUCAAGUGGAAAACUCGGAGUGCGUAGCGUUGUAUAGCUGUGUUGUGGUGGGUGAAGUGUACCCCUCUGUCACAGCCUCAGUGUGGAACUGCUCUCUUCUGGGAGGACAACUGUUAGUGGGAGUUAAUAUACCAGACUAGUGAAAUGAUUUAUUUGUUUGAGUGAUUAAUGCCAAUUAAUACUACACCCUAUUAGUGAAGAGGGGAUUAUCAUCUGUGUUAUAUACUGAGUGUUAUAUGCUGAGUUACUUGUAGUUGUACCACAGUGUGACAGAAAAAUCUUCAAAAUAGAGUUUUAGUGGGUGACAUAUUAGUAUACAUUUUAUGAGAUAGGAACAAACUAGAGUGCCAUAAAGUUUGUGUACACAGGAGAGAUUUCUGUUUUGCUGUCCUGUGCUGAUCAAUAGAUCGGGAGGUGACAGAGAUUUGGACACUGUAAUUCCUAAGGAUUACCCAACUGUUUGAUAUGAUUCACGGACCAGAAUUGUUAGUCUAGUUGAAUUCUCCAUACCAUGUAGAUCAUCGCCUAACAUUCUAUUGUCACCUUCAAAAUUCUUGUGAAAAAAAAAAUCAUGGGAACUUAGUUAAAAGGAGGAAUAAUGUCAGUUCUAAAGAAUUUAUUGCCGUGCUGUUUAGGUGCCUUGCUGGUACUGAUUUGCUGUGGUUUCCAGGGUAUGCACUGCGAGACCAAUGUAGACGAUUGUGUGAACAGUCGGUGUGCUAAUGGGUCGACUUGUGUGGACCAAGUCAACUCGUACAUGUGCAGGUGUCCACCAACCCUAACUGGACAAUUUUGUGAGAAGGAUGUUGAUGAAUGUCGCAUUUACCCCAAUAUAUGUAAAAACGGAGCUACUUGUUUGAACCGCCCAGUUGGGAAUUACACCUGUAUCUGUGUCAACGGCUGGACUGGUCAUGACUGCAGCAGGAACAUUGACGACUGUAAGGACAAUCCGUGUUAUAACGGCGGGACGUGUCACGAUAAAGUCGGAUCAUACUACUGUGAAUGCCCCCACGGAAAGACAGGCCUGCGAUGCCAUCUGGAGGAUGCAUGCACAAGUAGCCCCUGCCAUGAGGGGGCUAGUUGUGAGACCUCCCCUAUUAAUGGAGACCCCAUCUGCUCAUGUAAACGAGGCUGGACUGGCAGUGACUGUUCUGUGGAUGUAAAUGAAUGCCAUGAAAGUUCUGUAUCACCAUGUGAACAUGGAGGAACCUGUGUGAACACACCCGGGGCAUUUAAGUGUGAUUGUGUUGUGGGGUACACGGGCCCGAGAUGUGAAUCCAACAUCAACGAAUGUCUGUCCAAUCCCUGCCACAAUGAGGGAACGUGUUUGGACCUGGCUGGAAUGUUCCGUUGCAUCUGCAUGCCAGGAUAUAAGGGAACCCUGUGUGAACAUAAUAUAGAUGAAUGUGAAAGCAGCCCAUGUAGAAAUGGAGGAAUCUGUGAAGAUCUGAUCAAUAAAUUCAAGUGCAACUGUCCAUCAGGUUUUGAGGGAGCAACGUGUAGCAUCAACAUCGAUGAGUGUGCUGACAAUCCAUGCCAGAAUGGGGCAACCUGUGUAGAUGAUAUUGACAGUUUCACUUGUUCCUGUGCACAUGGAUACCAGGGAGACCUAUGUCAAACUAAUAUCAAUGACUGUGUGGGAGUCACAUGCUACAAUGGGGGCACCUGCCAGGAUCUUCUGGGGCGGUACGAGUGCCAAUGUCUCCAGGGUUUCACUGGGAACCACUGCGAGACGGACAUUGAUGAAUGCGAAUCCCAGCCCUGCAAAUAUGGGGGAACCUGUCACCCCAUUCAGAACGGGAAUGGAUAUGAAUGUCGCUGUCCUAAAGGAACGACAGGUAUGAACUGCGAAGUAAAUUUUGAUGAUUGCAAAGACAACCCCUGUAUCAAUGGAGCAACAUGUGAGGAUGGCUUAAACAACUAUGUGUGCCGCUGCAGGCCAGGAUACUCAGGGGAUCGCUGUGAGAGUAACGUUGAUGACUGCAACCCUAAUCCUUGUCACAAUGGAGGCACUUGUCGUGAUCUAGUUAAUGGUUUCCACUGCGACUGUCCGUAUGGAUACAAUGAUGAUAGAUGUCUGUCCAACGUGGACGAAUGUGCCAGCAAUCCUUGCUUGAAUGGUGGUCAGUGUUAUGAUGGGGUCAGCAAAUAUACCUGUACCUGUCCCACGGGGUACGAGGGUAUCCGGUGUGAGACGAAGACCAAUGAGUGUGCGUCCAAUCCCUGUCAACAUCAAGGGGUGUGUCAUGACCUAGAUGGAAGAUACAGAUGUGACUGUGCUGCGGGAUUUGCAGGUGUGAAUUGCGAGACCAAUAUUGACAACUGUGCUACUAAUCCUUGUGUGCAUGGUUCAUGCACUGAUCUUGCUGACAACUACAAAUGUCACUGUGAGAUGCAGUGGACAGGCAAGAACUGUGACACAAAGCUGGACCCCUGUGCUUCCAACCCCUGUUUUCAUCUUGCUACAUGCUCUGUCUCUGCAGACUUUACCGAUUUCUCUUGCUUCUGUCCCCAGGGCCUGACAGGUCGACAUUGUAAGGAUGACUAUGAUGAGUGCCUGAACACGCAGUGUUAUUUUGGGGGUACCUGUGAAAACUCAUAUGGAUCGUUUGAAUGCAAAUGUUCCAAGGGAUACACAGGCCGUUUCUGCGAGUCCAACAUUGAUGAUUGUGUGUCCUCCCCAUGUCAGAAUGGAGGCACCUGUUAUGAUCGAAUUGCCAACUACACUUGCUUGUGUCCACCGGGAUUCAGUGGUUACCACUGCCAGAACGAUAUCAACGAGUGUGCAUCUAGUCCUUGUGAGCAUGGUUCUGUAUGCAAUGACUACGUUAAUUCGUAUACCUGUACCUGUAAUCCUGGGUAUAGUGGCACUAACUGCCAUAUCAAUGAUGACGAUUGCACAGACAGCUCCUGUUUGAAUGGAGGCACCUGUCAUGAUCUGGUUAAUAACUUUCGUUGUGAGUGUGCCCCGGGAUUUCAAGGAAUGAACUGUGAGAUUAGAAUUACCCCCUGUGAUUCUAACCCAUGUUUGGAGGGAGGUACCUGUGUCAAUGACAAGAGCCUGACCUCAUUCCACUGUGUGUGUCCGUAUGGAUUUACUGGACCAAGAUGUGAAGCAUUCCAUGAUUGGUGCACAGAAGGCCCGUGUAUGAAUGGGGGCACCUGCACUCAGUCCGCAAAUACAUACAGAUGCAGCUGUCCCGCAGGAUGGACAGGACAGAUUUGUGACGUUCAGACCAUAACCUGUGAAGUGGCAGCCAAAUCCAAAGGAGUAGCAGUAUCUGAAGUCUGUCAUCAUGGAGGCACCUGUCAUAAUGUUGGCAACACCCACAACUGUUCAUGUCGACCAGGCUAUCAAGGAAGUUACUGUGAAACAGAAAUCGAUGAAUGUCAGUCUGCGCCGUGUAUGAAUGGAGCAACAUGUGUAGACCAGAUUGGAGAAUACAGAUGUAUUUGUCAGUUGGGUUUCCAGGGACUGAACUGUGAGCAGAAUGUGGAUGACUGUGCUCACGGUCCUUGUACUAAUGGUGGGAAAUGCCAUGAUCUAGACAAUAACUUCACAUGUUCCUGCCUGCCUGGAACAAGAGGCCUGCUAUGCGAGCUGGAUGAGAAGGACUGUUUUGUAGGGGCUUGUUUUCAUGGAGGCAUAUGCAUAGAGAAGAUAAAUGGAUAUGAAUGUAACUGUAGACCGGGCUACAUUGGUCCUCGGUGUGAGGGAGAUAUUAACGAGUGUCUGUCUAACCCCUGUGAUUCUGUCGGUACACAUAGUUGUAUACAGAUGGUCAAUGACUACAGAUGUGAAUGUAAUGUGGGAUACAGAGGUCGGAACUGCAGUGAAAAAAUCAACUUCUGCGAAAAUCAUCCAUGUAAAAAUGGAGGGCAAUGUACCAGUGGAGAUACCAAAGCCAUCUGUUCCUGUCCUGAGCCUUACAGUGGCGAGCUGUGUGAGACCGAGAUAACUGCCUGCAGCAGUGGACCGUGUCUGAAUGCUGGAAUCUGUCAGGUGAUGGAAAAGAACCAGUUUCAGUGUAUCUGUCCACCUGGGGUAGGAGGGGACACCUGUAACCUGGAUAUUCUCAAUGAGUGCAACAAGACAUACAACCCGUGUAAAAAUGGGGGCACCUGUCAAGACAGAAUGGGAAAAUACGAAUGCUUGUGCCCUAGAAAUUAUGUGGGCGUUCAUUGCGAGAGAUACGACUCAUCCAACCCGGGAGUUCCCCAGACCACCUCAGUCACAAUCGAUAUUUGUGUGUUGAACGGCUGCAAAGUUAAGGCUCAGAAUGGACUCUGUGAGGAGGAGUGUAACCGGGCUCAAUGUCAAUACGACGGGGGGGACUGUUCACUGGGAGUCCCACAUCUCUACAGGAACUGCUUCAACCCUGAGUACUGCGCCAGCAAAUACAAUAACAGCGAGUGUGACCACCAGUGUAACGUCGAGAGUUGUCUGUACGACGGAGGGGACUGUCAAGUACAUAAGGAUUGCAAUCCAUUUGGCAAUUACUACUGUGACAGUUUAUACAACAAUGGGCUGUGUGAUGAGACCUGUAACGUCAAGGAAUGUAACUGGGAUGGUAGUGAUUGUAAGAAAAAAGCAACUGCUCGAUCUCCUGUUAAGGGUACCAUGAUUGUGUAUGUCAAGGUCUCUCCGGCAGAGUUUCUGAGAAAAAGGGCGUUAUUCCUGCGACAGCUUGGCUUGUUAUUGAAUGUACUAGUUGAAAUCAAGAGGGAUGCUAACAAUAGUUUUAUGGUGUACCCCUGGGAACCAGCAGUACAGGAACGGACCAAAAGAUUUGCAGAUGCUGCAUUAGAGGGACUGCUUCAGAGGUUUAGGAGAGCAUUGGCACCAUCUACUGAAACCAACGGUACCAAGGUCUUCCUAACUCUGGAUGCCAGUAGUUGUAUUGCAGUUAAUGUAGGCCAGGACUGUAUCACAAAUUUGGACACUGCUACCCAGGUGUUUGCAGUGGCAGUGAAAAAUGGAUAUGACACUGGUGUUAAAGUGGAAAGAAUUGAAAUGAAAGAAUGCAGUGAUAAGGAGUGUGGUGAUGUGGUGGAACCAACAGGAACCACCAACAUGACCUACAUUUAUGUAGCGGUGUCUGUGGCUGGUGUUCUUAUCAUGAUCGUUGUGGUAAUCUUUGUGCUGUCCCGCAAAAAAACGGCUCAUGGAGUGACAUGGUUCCCUGAGGGAUUUUUCAUGAGUUCCUCUGGACCAAAGUCAACAGGGCCUCCACGCACCGCUAAGAGAAGGGUACCUGAUGGAGAGGAAAUGAUGAAUGUUAAAGGUCCGGGAUGUGACGACCUGAAUACCCAGAUCUCCUCACCUGCUUGGGAUACGGAUGAUGAAAUGUGUCAACCCAAAGCAAAACAUGCUAAGAUGGAGACUCACAGCAAACAGUUAGAACAGGUGCUUUCUCCCCCAUCAACAGACAUGGACAACAGACAAUGGACCCCCAGGCAUCUGAAUGCUGCCAAUAUUCCUAACGAACAAAUGGCUCUAACUCCUCCCUAUGACAGUGAGCACACCCACGUGAAUGAUGUGGAUGUUAGAGGGCCAGGCGGGUUCACUCCCUUGAUGCUGGCCUCAUUCCGUGGGAAUGGUCUGGAUACAGGAUGUGACAAUGAGUCGAGUGGAUCAGGAUCUGGUGAAAGCAGUAACAGUGGUGACUCUGAUGACAAGUCUGUAGAAGUCAUUCAGGCUCUGCUGGUACAAGGGGCCGAGAUCAAUGCACAGACAGACAGGACAGGUGAGACCUCCCUUCACCUGGCUGCUAGGUAUGCCAGGGCGGAUGCUGCCAAGGUUUUGUUAGAUGCCGGGGCAGACUGUAACGCAGAGGACAUCACCGGGCGGACUCCAUUACACGCCGCCAUUGCCGCUGAUGCCGUGGGCGUCUUCCAAAUUCUUUUGCGCAAUCGAUCUACAAACUUGAAUGCAAAAGCCCAGGAUGGGACGACCCCAAUAAUCUUGGCUGUGAGAAUGGCUGUAGAGGGAAUGGUAGAGGAGUUGAUCAAGUCAGAUGCUGACAUCAACAUGACAGAUGAAUAUGGUAAAACGGCCCUCCACUGGGCUGCAGCAGUGAAUAAUUCGAAGGCAGCUCAUACUCUGCUACAGAAUGGCGCUAACAGGGAUGCCCAAGACGCAAAGGAUGAAACGCCUUUGUUCUUAGCAGCGAGAGAGGGCAGUUUUGAAACAGCCAAAAUAUUAUUAGAUCAUUAUGCCAAUCGUGACAUCACAGAUCACAUGGAUCGAUUGCCAAGAGACAUUGCUCAGGAGAGACAGCACCGUGAUAUUUUGAGACUGCUGGAUGAAUACAGGAUGAGUCCUAGCGGUAUGACCAUGUCAAAUGGCAUGCCAGCAUCACCAGGACACAUCCACAUGAUGCAACAGAAAAACUCCAAACAAAAACGGAGGAAGAAUACAAAUACUCCUAUCUCUCCUAAUGGACUACCUAAUGGUGUGCAUCCCAAAAAGCCGAAAACGAAGAAAAAAUCAACCAAACAGGGGACUUCACCAAGCUGUGAGGGAUCAGCUUCUUCAAUGGAGACUGUGUCACCGGGGAACUCUAUUGAGUCCCCUCUGAGAUAUGAUCAGACUAGUUCUUACGAAAUGUAUGCUCAGGCACAUAGCAUGCCUCAGCAAUCUGUGUAUCAUAUAGAUAAUGUGACAAUGUCUCACAGCAUGACAGAUGACCAGGCCAUACUUCAAUAUGAAUACAAAAACAGCCCGGGCAUGGAACACAUGCAGCCACAGUGGACUCAGCCCCACCACAACCCCCCACCCACCUACUCCACUUCUAUCACCCCACCAUCACAACCCUCCAUGAACAGUCCCAUGGGACACGGUAAAAUGUCUCCAGUUAAACCCACCAAAAACUCACUGCCCACCUCCCCCACCCACAUCCAGGCGAUGCACCAAAGGGCCCGCCAGGAGCAGCGAGUGGUCCAUGGAAGCCCGCACAACCGGCAGAAUGAUCAUUAUGUGUCGUACAGCAGCUCGGAGAAUCAUCUCCCCAUCACCACCAUGCCAAACAUGUACACAAAUGACUCAUACAUGCAUCAAUCACAAGCCAUUGACUACCCACAGAAAAUGUACAUUGAAAAAUACCCCACCCCUCAAUCUCAGAGCAGUAUGGACUCUCCCCAGGUCAGAUCAGGAGUGGCACUCCCUGACCAUUACUUGACCCCAUCUCCCGAUUCUCCUGGACAGUGGUCCAGUUCCUCCCCACACUCCGCUCAUUCUGAUUGGUCAGAGGGUAUAUCGAGCCCUGACCAACCCAUUCGCAGCAAUAAACCUGUGUUUCUCUAGGACAAAGUGUGUGCCAGUAUGUGUAUAAUUUUAUUGUGGAAGUGAUAAACACAAUGAACUUUGCAAGUGACUUGCAUGCAACAUGCAAUUUUAUUGGUGCAAACAAUUUGGAAUUAUAUACGCAUUUACAAUUGGCUGGACAAGUUGUAAAUAUGUUUGGUUAGACUGGUGCACAAUGUAUUUUCAGUUUUAUGUAGUUCUGUUUGUGCACCAAUUAUUUUAUCUUGCAGAAUAUGUUUUGUAUAUGCAAGGGGCCAAAGUUUGAGUUGCAUUUAUAGAAAAUAUAUUGUUAUUUACAUUGUUUGUUUUAUUACUUUAAAAUGGCAGGAUGCUGUUAAAUUUGUGUUAUAAAUUGUUUAAACCUGCAGUUUUUUUUCAAUGUUUACUCCAAAAAAUUUAUGCGGUGUUUAUAAACUUGAAUUUCGAUAUUUUAUUUUGAAUGUAGUGCUGAGGUUGGCACUAUUUUAAGAAAAUUGAGGAGCUGCCAGUUCGUUAUGCAUAUGUUCACAUUUUUUAUAGUAAAAAUAUCCUGUUUGCAUUUGCUACAUUUUAUACUUUGCAUGAUUUAAUGCAAUUUUUGAUUUUGGCUUAUUAUAGAUUUUGUAUGACCCAUUUUUAAUCAUGUUUUAGCCCAAUUGUGUACCAAAAAAAAAUAAUUCUACUUCUGAAGCUUAAAUAGCAUUACUGUGACAACCCUAACCUGACCAAUCAGCUUCCAGUUCUCAUUCCACUCCUCAUUGUGUAGAUUCCUUCAUCCCAUUUGUUACAAAAAAAUGUACAUAGGAUAUUUUUAUAAAUUUUAUAUUUCUCUGUUGAUCAUCUGUGUGUGAAACUCAAACAUUUUUUGUGGAAGCUAAGCUUCUUCAUCUCCAUACACAAAAUUAUUUCAAAAUGUUUUUAAUAAUUACAUACAUCAAGGUGGUUUAAAAUUUCAUGAAGUUGACAUUUGACCAAAAAAUGAUCUCAGCUUUCAAACCUCAUCACAAUUAACUUGCAUAUGGGCAUCAUAUAAUAUUUAACAAAAUUAUUACUUUAUGUCUGAAUAGCUGUUUAUUGCACUGUUAAGUGAUCUGCUUUUGCCUUGAAGUUGUACAUCAAAAUGUUAUUGGGCAAUUUUUUUAGAGCAAAUUGUUAAUAUGGGAGAAGAAUUGAACAAAUAAAUAUCAAAACAUUUUAGACAUUUUUUACCUAAUUGUACAUACUUUUAAAUGAACAAACAAAACUUGCUAAGUUUUGGGCUUUUUGAACAAAUGGAUGCUUACAGCCAAGAAAGAACCUUUUUUGUCCAUAUUUUUAAAGCUAUGAAAAAAUUGUUUUUCUGUUUAUGUUUGCAAGAAAUCCAGGUAGAUUUUGCUGCUGUGUACAAAAUAUCAAUAUGAAAAAUUAUUAAACAUUGUUAAAUGGACAUGCACAAAUGGCUAGACAGCCUGAUUAAUUAACAUUUUAGUUGUUUUAGUACCACUUCUUUUGAUAAAAUCAAGAGGGCAGUUUUCUUUUUUUAUAUAGAGAUUUUGUAGAAUAUAUAGAUUCCCACCUUGUUUCAUUACAUUUUCUAUAGAGACUGCAAACACAACAUACUGCAAGGUUUUAUUGUUUCAUAAGAAUUAUGUACGACAGAUAAUUAGAGUGGCUUUUAUUUAAUGUUAUUUAUUUUUUAUUUAAUAAGUGCUAUUGCCAGAAAUUUGUAAACAUUUCCCAGAUACAAUUUAAUCAAUACAUUAUUUCAUCCUGAAGUUCAUCAGCAUCUGAGUUAUACUUCAAUAGAUAAAAAAAGGGUUUUGUUUACAUAUUUCAUUUUAGGGAGUAUAUUUGUACUUAGUUCAUCUUACAAAUUAAUUGAAGCAUCAAGCAGAUGGCCAGACACAAAUUUCUACAAAUAUGCAUGUUCAUUUAUUAUCAUUUCACUUUGUUUCAUUAUCAUCAAAGAUGCAAAUAAAAUAAUUGUAUGAUA
Molecule: messenger RNA, 14909 nt
Organism: Ostrea edulis (European flat oyster)
Lineage: Eukaryota; Metazoa; Mollusca; Bivalvia; Ostreida; Ostreidae
Product: neurogenic locus notch homolog protein 1-like
Exons: 26
Coding region: 6251-12958 (2235 amino acids)
Biological process (GO): Notch signaling pathway; regulation of developmental process; cell differentiation
Cellular component (GO): membrane
Molecular function (GO): Notch binding; calcium ion binding
Source: RefSeq, a predicted model, not a curated record